AUCCAGAGCCUUCACCUGCCGUCCCGGAGAGAGCAAACAUUCCUGUUGACCAGACAAGUCAGAUGGGUGGACAAAAGAUGGCCAGGAAGCCUCUCAUGACUAAAAAUUCAGCACGUCACCCAUCUAAGGGUCAACGUCCUGCCUGGGGAUCUUCUCCAUCUGAGGGUCACCGGUCUGCCUGUAGGACGCCCAGUGCAUCUCCUGGAGCUUCUGAGGCUUGGAGUAAUGGAAAGAACAGGUGGAUGAGGGAAAACAAGAAUAUUUCCUCACCAAGGCAGGAUACAGGUAGACGAGAGACGUCCACGAGAAACGUCACUCCAGCUUCUCCACCUCAGCAGGAGACUUCUAGACAAAUACAAAGAGAGAAGUCCUGGGUACCUCGAGCAGAUGCUGCUGUUUCAAGAACAGCUGUUGUCCAGAAGAGGGUCUUUAGAGAUGGGUGGACAAGUCGGGUGGUUUGGCAAAAGACGUCAGUGAAGCCUCCCGUGACGACAGAUCCGGCACGUCACCCAUCUGAGUGAGUUAAAGAAAUUCUCUUGAUUCAUACAAAGCAAUCUAAACGUAUGAAUGUUUGCAGAAACGAUACUUAGUGCUUGUAUUUUUAGGCAGGAGAGACAAACAGAGAAAUCCCUGGUACCUCCAGCACCAGCCGCUGUUCCAAAAACAGCUCCCUCACAAAGGCAAGAGAUAGGUGGACAAGAGACGGCAACCAAGCCUGUCGUUACGUCAGCUUCUCCACCUCAGGGUCAGCGUUCUGCCUGGGGAACUUCUUUACCUCAGGGUCAGCGCUCUUUCUGGGAUACCUUUCCACCUCAGCUGCAGAGACCAAGAGCCAAACCUGAGACCCUGAUACCUCCAGCAGCUGCCGAUGUUCCAAGAGCAGCUUCCUCACAAAAUGAGGGGAUUGGUGGACAAGAGACGUCCACAGAACCCCCCUUCACGCCACCUUCUCCACCUCAGAAGGAGAGUAGUACAAAGACACUGGAGUCCCGGGCACCUCCAGCACCUGCCGCUGUUCCAAAAACAGGUAAACAAAAAAAUCAUUACUUUCUCACAAGAAACAUCCACAGAACCUCCUGUCACGCCGGCUUCAGCUUCUCAGCUUCCUCACAACAAGAGACGACCACAGAAGCCCCCAUCACGCCAGCUUCUCCGCCUCAACAGGAGAGUCCUGCGCAGAGGCUGGAUGAACCAGAUCCAGUAAAAUCUGAGCCCCUGGUACCUCCAGUAGAUGCUGCCGUUCCAAAAACAGCUCCAGGAGAUGCAGUGGACACACCUAAGGUUUCCAAAAAGGCAAGAAGGAGGAUAAGGAAAAUGACAAAUGCUUCCUCACAACAAGAGACGACCACAGAAGCCCCCAUCACGCCAGCUUCUCCGCCUCAACAGGAGAGUCCUGCGCAGAGGCUGGAUGAACCAGAUCCAGUAAAAUCUGAGCCCCUGGUACCUCCAGUAGAUGCUGCCGUUCCAAAAACAGCUCCAGGAGAUGCAGUGGACACACCUAAGGUUUCCAAAAAGGCAAGAAGGAGGAUAAGGAAAAUGACAAAUGCAGCUUCCUCACAACAAGAGACGACCACAGAAGCCCCCAUCACGCCAGCUUCUCCGCCUCAACAGGAGAGUCCUGCGCAGAGGCUGGAUGAACCAGAUCCAGUAAAAUCUGAGCCCCUGGUACCUCCAGUAGAUGCUGCCGUUCCAAAAACAGCAGUUUUAAAAAGGCAGGAGAUUGCCGGAGAGGAGACACAGAGGCAGGAGGCGAACGACACUGACACAUCUGUUGAAGACCUAUGUGAGCGGCUGGAGGAAGUACAUCUGUCCUCAAACCCUCCUGCCAGAGCUACACAGUCUCCUGUACCUGAACGUCACUCCUUCAGCCCAUUCAACCCACUGAAGCCUCUGCAUCCAGCAACAUUUGUUUUUGAAAUACCAUCCACAUUAGCGGAAAUUGAAUAUUUUUGUGAGCAGCUGAAUGAAUUUCAUCUGUCAACAAAACCCCCUGCCGCCGCACACAGACCUUCUCCUGUACCUGAGCAUCAGUUAGGAUCAAACUCCUCCAGCUCAUUUAACCCACUGAAGCCUCUGCGUCCAGCAAAAUUUAUCUUCGAGUCAUCAUUUGAUAUUGAACAUUUACGUAAGCUUCUAGAGGAAGUACAUCUGUCCUCAAAAGCCCCUGCCGCACCUAGACCAUCUCCGGUACCCGAGUGUCAUCAUUUAGGAUCCUCUAACAUUCAUGGAGCGAGCUCAUUUAAUAGACUGAAGCCUCUUCGUCCGGCCAAAUUCCUUUUUGAAUCACCAUCCGCAUUUGGUUUUGGACAAGAGCAGAAGUCUGACUGCCAGAUGAGUGGGCAAGAAAGGUCCAUAGAGCCCCCUGUGACAGCGGACCCCAGAACAACACCUUUUCCAUCUCAGGGUCCUCGUUCUGCUCUAAAGCCAGAGGAUCACGCUCCAGUGGGAUAUGCAUCUCCGAAAGUUUCUAGGGCUGCAAGGAAAGAAAAAAGAAAGAUGAGGAAAACUAAAAAAGAUUUUCAAAAGAGGCAGGAAGCGAACGGCACACUGGAGACCGUUGAACAUUUAUGUGGGCUGCUCGACGGACUCCAUCUGUCCACAAAGCCCUCUGCACCAGCUACACCAUCGUCUGUACCUCAGUGAGUUGAACAAAACCAUUCUCAGUUUAUAUGUGAUUGAAUGUUUGCAGAUAUGGUAUGCAGAGAUAGUUACACUCCUAUACAUUAAUUGCAUCAAUUUAAAAAGUGCUGUUUAAUUAUACUAAAUCUCUGUUUGUUGUAUUUGCAGCUAAACCUUGGCAGAGAGGCACCUGAAAUGCAGCCUAUGGACUCAAGCACAGGUGUAGCGACGAACUUCCGGUGUUGUCAGGAUAUCAGUUU
Molecule: messenger RNA, 2879 nt
Organism: Triplophysa rosa
Lineage: Eukaryota; Metazoa; Chordata; Actinopteri; Cypriniformes; Nemacheilidae
Product: histone-lysine N-methyltransferase 2D-like
Exons: 31
Coding region: 568-2643 (691 amino acids)
Source: RefSeq, a predicted model, not a curated record